Molecule: messenger RNA, 291 nt
Organism: Dictyostelium discoideum AX4
Lineage: Eukaryota; Evosea; Eumycetozoa; Dictyosteliales; Dictyosteliaceae
Exons: 3
Coding region: 1-291 (96 amino acids)
Cellular component (GO): extracellular region
Source: RefSeq, a predicted model, not a curated record
AUGAAAUUUUUAUCAGCUUUAUUAUUAAUUGUAUUGUUAAUUUCUGUUGUUUUUGGUAAUACUUCCGGACCAAGUUCAGCAUGGGCAACUACCACAACUGGAGGUACAACUGGUUCACAAACAUCACCAGCAACCCACGGUGGACAUGGUGGUAAUGGUGGUAAUGGACAUUCAAAUAUUGACAUCCACGCAGAUGUUGGAUUAUUAGAUACCCUAUCAGUACAUGCAAGAGUUAAGGCAAACGUAGCUGAUACUGUUAAUGUUAAAGCCAAAGCACGUGUUGAGGCAUAA